GUAAUUUAUUUAUUAUUGUUGUACGACUUUCUGGAAGAAAGUUUGUGGUUCCUGCUUCUUAUCCUGUGGUAUCUUAUCCUUAUCCUUAUCCGCAACGUGGACACCGGUAUCCGUUGGAUUCCAAGCUUUCUUGGUAUUGUAGAUUCGGAUACUCCUCCUCAAACGCACCUUUUCCUUAACAAAAACGUACAAUGGCGAAAAAGCAUCGCAAAAUUGCGUCGCAUGUUUUACCCGUGCUCGAUACAAAAUCGCAAACGUUAUUCAAACCGCACGUGAAAGAUAAGACUCGAGACAAGACGGCUAAAGCCGCACAACGAAAACCCGCAAAUGAAACUAUCGACAAAGGGUAUUCUAGCACCGCAUCCGAUGAACGGAAAACCAACGAAUCCGGCAAUAAAAAAAGUCGCUCUCCCGCGGAACAGAACCCACGUUCUGCUGAACCAAAGAAUAAGAUGGUGCUUGCUAAUAUGCAGUCAAAGUCGAUCGGUGAGAGCAGUGUUGCGGACAAACGGAAUGCCUUGAACGGGGCUGCUAAAGCCCGUGCACCUAAACGCAAGAAAGAAGAAGUACGACCGAAAAAGCGAGCUAAACUAACAUCAACAUCGGACAGCGAUGAAGAAAAUUAUAUCGAUAAAUUUUUCGAUCAUUUCUCAUCUGAAGACUCGGAAGAUGGGAAAAAGCUGGUCGUUGCUGUAGCGAAGCAAAAACAAAAUUCAAAAGCGACGCAAUCCGCUAAGCCGUACACCAUAACCUCUUCCGGUUGGAUUGUGGAAGAAAAUGAUGAUCGCGGAUCGCUGCUGACCUAUAGCGAUUCCGAGUGCGACGAAAAGUGCGAAAACGCCUUUGUAUCCAACAAAGUAACUGCUAAGAAGCGUAAAGACGUCAAACAGAAAAAGCUUGCUUUUGUGUCUGAUUCGAGCAACAAUGACUCACCAUUCUAUUUUGACGAUGAUUUUUCUUCUGAAUAUGACAAUGUGGAAGAUUCACCAAUCGAAGUUUACAGUGAUUCUGAGGAUUCGGUCGACGAUGAGUGUGAGAGUGGUGAGGAAUACUUUGAGGAAACUUUGUCUCCGAGCGACGCCGAUCUCUAUAUUCCGAAGGAUGCUGCCACAGUUUACGAUUGCAACGACGAUAGCAUAGUGUUCGGGCAUGAUAGUAAGGCUGGACAAAUUAUAGAAUUGCCGGCAGAUUACAAGGUGGCCUGCGACGAUAUCGUUCCGGAAUUGGUUCCAAUAUAUAGCGAAAAUGGUGAAUUAAUUGACAGUUCCAGCAAGCUGUCCGCACAAAGAAACGCUGGGGUCAUUGGCGAACUAUUACAACCCAGUGUCGGUGAUCAACUCGACGAAACUCUAUCGAUGUCUGGAUUCGAAUCGGACGAAGACCCAACCACGAAUAUAAGGACUAACUUUUCUUACCGCUUUUUCGACGCCAUUGAUUCUCGGAAGUCACUGUUAAUAAUGAAAAAGCAGAUCUACCUUUAUGGUCAUGUAUCCAUCCAGCCACUCUUUGGGAGUGUUGAAAUCAUGGGCUACACUCUCGAUGCGGGCGAAAGCCGUACCGUAUACGCCGCCCGAGGGUUUAAUGCGCUCAAUCUCAAUCCCGUACCAACUCCUGAUGCCUUCAAGCCAAACGAAUUCGAAGCUUUUCUAGCGGAACAAAAGACUCACUUUAUUGAUGUCAACAUUGAUGAUUUGCGCGAAUCGUUCGAUCCGAACAGCUGCGUGCUAGUACUGCUGAACGCUGAACAGCAGAACCGCGACUCAGUUUCGAUCGUUAACAGGUACCUAGAGGAGUACAAUUUGUUCCCGACGUCGACCAUACUUACCAAAACGAUAUCGCUCCGUUCGACGGAGCACUUGUUGGACGUGCGUCUCCUGGAACCUGAAACAAAGGCGAUUCCUCUCUUUCAAGCCAAUCCGGCCUGGGACACGGUGCAACUGGGUGAUGAAAGCCGUUUGGUGGUGCUCGGCGGCAAAGGGUCUGGCAAAUCAACGCUCUGUCAGUAUCUGGCGAACCGUUCACUCAAAUCAUCCAAACGCGUGCUGCUACUUGAUCUCGAUAUUGGCCAACCGUUGUUGAUGGUACCGGAAACGAUGAGCGCCUCGGUUCUCCAGGAGCCACUGCUGGGCGUAGGAUGCUUUGGAAAGGUGCAGCCUGUGCGCUGCCAACUGUUUGGCAGUUUGAAUGUAGUGACCUCUCCGAUUUCUUACAUCCAGAAUGUACGCACAUUGGUGGAGUACUGUAAGGCAGAUCCGCAGCUUCGUGGUGUGCCGUGGGUUGUCAACACGAUGGGUUACGUGACCGGAUUUGGCGAGGAGCUAACAGCAGCUAUUGUGCGAUUGAUACAGCCAACCGACGUGAUACAACUUACGAUGCCAGCGCGCUUUAAGGGAGUACGUAACUACCUUAAGAAGUUUAAUGAUGAGUUCGUGAAUCGUUUCACAUUCAACAUUCUGAAAGAUGAGCUCAAUCAGAACGAGCAGAAACAGCUCGCCUAUCAUCUUCAUUCGCUUGACGUCAUGUUUUCACCAAGCGGAUGUCCGUUAGUUCCAGCGAAACGCAGGAACCUCUCUGUCAUGGUGCAGCUGGUGAGAAUAUUAGCUAAAUCGACCGAAUGGUUCACAGAAGCCAAUCCUGUGUGUAUUCCGUUGGACGAGUUGGAGGUGCUGGUCACGCGCGAGGAUAAACCCACUAAAGACAUGUUGCCCAGCGUUCUGAAGGCAACGCUUGUAUAUAUUUGCCAGAGGCUGGACGAAGGGCAACUUAGUUGCCUUGGCGUAGGGAUCGUUCGCACGGUGGAUACCAAGCGAAAUGUUCAUCUGCUUCACUAUCUUCAGCCGGAGCAGUUAGUAAAGGCGAAGGUACUGGCAUUGUGCAACACCUGUCUUCCAAACCAAAUUAAGUUGAAGCUGAACUCGGGAAUGAAGAGUAACAUUCCGUACCUACAAAACGUUGCCGAUCCCCCUUCUGCGUACAUGGACCAGCCGGCCGAAUGAUGAUAUGUUCCCGUUUGCAGUGCAUUUGAAAAACUAAAUGUGAAAACAGCAUUAAAUUCCACCGAGAAACUUAGUGUGAAUUAAAUGGCGAAAAAAUCCAGCAGAGAUAAUAAACAGAAUUCAACAC
Anopheles bellator is the source of this 3123-nucleotide messenger RNA. Its product is annotated as polynucleotide 5'-hydroxyl-kinase NOL9. The record is from RefSeq and is a predicted model, not a curated record. The transcript has 4 exons. Gene Ontology annotation, molecular function: polynucleotide 5'-hydroxyl-kinase activity. Gene Ontology annotation, cellular component: nucleus. NCBI's taxonomy places the organism in Eukaryota, Metazoa, Arthropoda, Insecta, Diptera, Culicidae. Gene Ontology annotation, biological process: cleavage in ITS2 between 5.8S rRNA and LSU-rRNA of tricistronic rRNA transcript (SSU-rRNA, 5.8S rRNA, LSU-rRNA). The coding region runs from base 192 to 2996 and encodes 934 amino acids.